Molecule: messenger RNA, 1075 nt
Organism: Saccostrea cuccullata (small rock oyster)
Lineage: Eukaryota; Metazoa; Mollusca; Bivalvia; Ostreida; Ostreidae
Product: complement C1q-like protein 2
Exons: 2
Coding region: 24-653 (209 amino acids)
Molecular function (GO): protein binding
Source: RefSeq, a predicted model, not a curated record
CCUGUCCUUUUGAACAAGACAUCAUGCAUUUAAAACUUUUAAUCAUAUGCUUUCUGUUCUUAAGUGUUAAUUGUAUCUAUAGUCAGAAGACAACGAAUAUUACCAACCAGGAGACCGUAUCCGAUCUUCAGAAUAGAGUUUCCAUACUGGAGAGAACUGUGUCAAAAAUGCUGACCGGAAAGGACAACACUAACCUCACAAGUAUCAACACCUUAAACGUAGCAAGUGGAGGCAUUCCUAUCUUCAAUAACACUGCUGUGAUAUUUUGCGCUCGAACCAGUAGUGAUAGGAGUGGCAUAAAUACGGGAUACAUUCUGAAGUUCCCUACAGUCAUAACUAACGUUGGAAAGCACUACAACCCGACGGACGGAAUCUUUAUCGCACCUGUUCACGGCAUUUACCUGUUCUACUGGACCAUGCAGUGUAUCAACAUUGGAAGUUCUUUCUGUAGUACAGUUCUUAAAAUAGACAGUGCAUUGAAAGGACAGAUAAGAUCUGCAGAAAAUGCAGGAAGUUAUUACCAUACUGGGUCCAAUACAGUCAUCGUUGAGGUGGAAGCUUGGGAGCAUGUGUGGAUUGAAAAUGUAGAUUAUACAAAUGUUCGCAUUUACUCUUAUUCCUCAUUCGGGGGAUUUCUUUUGUCCAUUUUAUAAACAUUCUGAACGCCUGUUAAUUCUGUAAAUUAACGUGAUCAAGAAAUUACAAGUCCCCGAUUUAUUCUUAUUUUGGUUAAGAUUUUAAAUUUUGAGUUACAAUUGUUUCCAAUCGUUUAGCAUGUGUUGUCACUGUAACUCUAUUUGUUUUUAAUAGAAAAUCUGAAAAAUAUAUAUGUAAAUAGUGUUUUCUCUAAGAAGAUAGCAGCAUAAUUUUUUCUCAGAGUUUGAAUUGUGACAGGAAUGUUGCAAAUUAUAGGGUGCUGUCCGUUGGCUAUUAAAAUAAAAGACAUGCAAUUUACACUAACGAGAAAGUACAGGUCAGCUGACUGAAAAUCUAUUUAUAAUUUUUAUUCAUGCUUUUCUAUAAAGUUGCUGAAGGACUGCAAAAGUAAUUCAAUAAAUUUGUCUUAAUCGGAAAA